UUCUUUUCAGUUCAGAGUCUCCUCUCUGUACAGCAAGCAAACCCUACGAUUUGAUUGAAUUCAAAAAACCUCGGAAAAGUGAACGUGACCUUCUUCAAAAUUUAAAUUAGAGCCCAGCGUCUUGAUUCCAAAGGAGUUCCAUCCUCUGCCCUUCAGCUCAUUGGGGAUCUCCUCUGUGAACGAUCCAAUUUCACCAUUUGUGCCUAGGCUGCUAAGUGCCUGCCUUUCUCGAGAUUCUUGGAGCGGUUAAUUUUGGAAACAAAUUGAAGCUGCAAGAUUGUCAGCAGUUCCAGGAUACGUGCAUUUGUAAAGAAAGUAUGAGUGCCAUAAUGAUACGUGGUUAUGCCCAAAUAUGGAACAAGAGGACAGGGAUGUCCAAGGCCCAAGGAGCAUUAAUAGAAACAGUGGAAGGAAAGAAGAAUUUUAAAUUGUUGAUCUACUUCAAGUGUGGAAAAGUUAGAACUUUUUACCUAAAUAAUAAUAUUAAAAGUGUAGCCAUUACAUCCUAUGGAGAAAACCUCAAUCACCUACAUUUGACUUUCCAAAAUAAUAACUUCUUGUUUGUUGAAAGAUUAACUUCCGCAGAUGCUGAACAAUUGAAGAUGUUCCUGGACAAGGUUCCUCAAAGCAGUCCUGAACCACACAUGAACCCUAAGAGAGUGAGCAUGUCUACCAGAACAGCAAUGCAGACCAAGCAAACUUCAUUGUCCAGUGUUUAUCUUGAGUCAGGUGAGCAGUGCUCAGGGACAGACAAAGAAGGUGGAACAUCUGUUCCUCAGAAUACAACUUUGCUUUCAUCCAAAGUAUCACUUACUAGUAAAGAAUCAGAAACCCAACAUAGGAAGAAAAUGCAAUUCUCUGAUUCAGAGGUGAAGAAAAGUGAGAAACACCUGAUAAAAAAGAGCAGUAUAAGAAAGAGAUUCAGGGCAAAUCCCUUGAAGUAUAAAAACCGCAGUUGGAAUAAACUGUCAAGGACAGAAGUGUUAAAGAAAAGCAAGAAACUGACACGUGCAUCAACGGCCAGGUCUUUUGACAGUCGUCCUCUAGGUGAUACCGGCCUCCAGUAUCUCCCUGAAAAAACACUUGAACAGCUUCUGCAGGCACUAAAUCGUAGUGAGGGUGGCCAAGUGCCCAAGUCACUCAGUAAAGCCCACUCACAGUCAGUAUGGCAAGGUCUCCCUAAUUUGGGAAACACCUGUUACAUUAAUGCAGUCAUACAGUCCCUGUGUUCAAUUCCAUUGUUCGUUAAUGAUGUGCUCAACCAGGGUUUCCCAUGGGGAAGAAUUUCCCAUGAUAUUUUUUGCCUGUGCGUGGCACUCCUGCUUGUCAUGAAAGAUGUUUUUAAUAUGAAAAUUAAAGCAAAGUUACUAGUGAAUAUUCAAAAAGCCAUUUCACUAGUUGCAGAGAUAUUUGCAGUGGACACGCAGAAUGAUGCACAUGAAUUUUUAAGCUUCUGCUUACAGCAGAUGAAGGAGGGCUUACAAAGAUCAAAUGUAGUUUGCAUAACUGAAAACAAACCUGAGCAAGAAAAUUUGCCUCAGCAGGUUUUUGCUGGUGAUUCUGCUGCCAAAGUGCCUGAUUGUCCUGUCAUGACUAAUUUUGAGAGUGAGUUGCUGCGCUCUAUCUUUUGUAAGGCUUGUGGUCAGGCUGUUUACAAGAGAGAACCAAGUAAUUAUCUCUCCAUCAGCCUUCCGCAAGGAAAGAAAGCAUGUCCUUUGUCUAUUCAGUCUACUUUGGAUCAGUUCUUUAUAACAGAGGAGCUUGAGUAUAAGUGCGAGAAGUGUAAGCACAAGAAAGCUGAUGCAGUACACAAGUUCAGCAGGCUACCUAGGGUUCUUAUUAUUCACCUGAAACGCUAUUACUUUAAUGAGUAUUUCUUAGUAAAGAAGAAUGAUCAGGCAGUCACCAUUUCCACAUAUUUAGAUUUGUCUCCUCAUUGCAAUGAGGGCACCAAGCCACCUGUCCCUCUUAGCAAGAAUGCACACAUUAGAGACGUACAGUUACUAAAAACUUUUCAGAAGCUAAGCUUUAGAAUCCUUUGCUCAUUAUCUUUAGUGACAUUAGAAAGUUUCAAGGAUUCCACAGCAAAAGGUGUUAAAUCAGGCAAGGAGCCCGCUUCACGGAAACCCCAGAGGGUGCUUAGAGGGAAAAAAAGAGUACAACCCCAGAAAGACCUUGGCAAAGUUUGUAAACUGGAUAUGAAAGAGUCAAAAUCAGUCCAUGUAGGAGAUGGAGCACUGAUUGGAAAAGAGCAAUUAGCCAGCUCAGCGAUGAAUCUGGGAGACACUUCCCUUCCUCUGUUACACAAACUUGCGCCUCAACCUGUUAGCAGCCCAGACACCUGCCUUACAGAAGCACAGUUUCCAGAAAUACCUGAAAAUGUAGAAGUGAAGAAGUCUCAAAAAACAAGUACAUCUGCAGAGUCAGAUUUUGAUGGUGUCAGUGAGACCACUGAAGACUUUUCCAAAGACAACAAAACCAGAGUUAGAGAAAGAUCCCAGAAAGUGGCCAAACAAAGUGAGGAAAGUGAUGGGACAAGAACCCAUAAAGAUGCCCCUCAACGGACACUUCCUGAAAGCCUUCUAAAGUUAGGUAACCUGCAGCCCAGAGUGAGCCUGACAAGAUGUACAGAAUUAAUUCUGCAGGAGGCUAGCCGUAGAAGCAAAGAUAGUUCUGAUAAGAAGACAGAAUCAAAAACCCAGGAACCAGAAAAAAAGGCUGAUGAGAAAAGUCCUUGUACCUAUAGGCUAAUUGGUAUUAUCAGCCAUAUCGGAAGAAGCCCCGGUUCAGGACACUAUAUCAGUGAUGCCUACGACUUUAAGAAUCAGGUCUGGUUCACUUACAAUGAUCUAGUGGUAUCAAGUGUCUCAGAGUCCGUGGUGCAGGAUUCUAGGCUUGAUACAGGGUACAUCUUUUUUUACAUGCAUAAUGAGAUCUUUGAAGAGCUGCUGCUAAGGGCCUUUGUGUUUGCACUGGAAGAACAUCAUCAGCUUUCCUGGGCCUUUAACUUGCAGAUUGAAGAUCCUGAGACUUUUCAACCUCCAUAA
Molecule: messenger RNA, 3047 nt
Organism: Chinchilla lanigera (long-tailed chinchilla)
Lineage: Eukaryota; Metazoa; Chordata; Mammalia; Rodentia; Chinchillidae
Gene: Usp26
Product: ubiquitin specific peptidase 26
Exons: 5
Coding region: 318-3047 (909 amino acids)
Biological process (GO): G1/S transition of mitotic cell cycle; protein deubiquitination
Cellular component (GO): cytosol; nucleus
Molecular function (GO): cysteine-type deubiquitinase activity; cysteine-type endopeptidase activity
Source: RefSeq, a predicted model, not a curated record